ACUACUCUUAAAACAGUAACACUUAAUAAAUACAGAAAAUGGCUACUAUUAAAUUAUCCUCAGGUCACUUGAUGCCUUUAGUUGGUUUCGGUUGUUGGAAGGUCGACAACGCUACCGCUGCUGACCAAAUCUACAACGCUAUCAAGGCUGGUUACAGAUUAUUCGACGGUGCUGAAGAUUACGGUAACGAAAAGGAAGUCGGUGACGGUUUAAAGAGAGCCAUUGAUGAAGGUCUCGUCAAGAGAGAAGAAUUAUUCAUCACCUCUAAGUUAUGGAACAACUACCACGACCCAAAGAACGUUGAAACUGCUUUAAACAGAACCUUAUCCGAUUUACAAUUGGACUACGUUGAUUUAUUCUUGAUCCACUUCCCAAUUGCUUUCAAGUUCGUUCCAUUAGAAGAAAAAUACCCACCAGGUUUCUACUGUGGUGACGGUAACAACUUCCACUAUGAAAAUGUUCCAUUAUUGGACACUUGGAAGGCCUUGGAAAAGUUAGUUCAAGCUGGUAAGAUCAAGUCUAUCGGUAUCUCUAACUUCCCUGGUGCUUUAAUCUACGACUUGGUCAGAGGUGCUACCAUCAAGCCAGCUGUUUUACAAAUUGAACACCACCCAUACUUACAACAACCAAAGUUGAUUGAAUACGUCCAAAAGCAAGGUAUUGCUAUUACCGCUUACUCUUCUUUCGGUCCUCAAUCUUUCUUGGAAUUGAACCAAAACAGAGCUUUAAACACCCCAACCUUGUUUGAACACGACACCAUCAAGUCUAUCUCUACCAGAUUAAACAAGACCCCAGCUCAAGUCUUAUUAAGAUGGGCCACCCAAAGAAACAUUGCUGUUAUUCCAAAGUCUAACAACCCAGCUAGAUUAGCUCAAAACUUGGACGUCACCUCUUUCGACUUGACCGAAGAAGACUUCAACGCUAUCUCUGCUUUGGACAUCAACUUGAGAUUCAACGACCCAUGGGACUGGGACAACAUUCCAAUCUUCGUUUAAGUUUGAUUCUAGUUUAUAUAUAUAGUUAUCGAUUAGCAUUAAUAAAAGGAAUCUUAUUUAAUUGGUUAAGUGUAGCAGUACAUGAAAGGAUAUCACAAUUAAAUUUAAUCAAUAGUAGUAGUGGUAGGUGAAAGCAAUAGUGGUGAUAGGAGGUGGUACUAGUUGUGGCAAUGGUAGCAAUAUUAAUUGAUACGGUAGUACUGUUGCAUUAAGUAAGGAUGUCCAAUGCAAAAGUCACCAAAUAUUAGCUAGAUGAGUCCCAUAUAUAUAUAUAUAUGUACAAUAAAAGCAGACCACAAAAGUGGGCUAACAAUAAUUGAGUUCAAGUGACAUAGUUAACUAU
Spathaspora passalidarum NRRL Y-27907 is the source of this 1338-nucleotide messenger RNA. It is a transcript of the gene XYL1.1, whose product is annotated as xylose reductase. Gene Ontology annotation, cellular component: cytosol. The annotation marks the transcript as partial. Gene Ontology annotation, molecular function: aldose reductase (NADPH) activity. The record is from RefSeq and is a predicted model, not a curated record. Lineage: Eukaryota; Fungi; Ascomycota; Pichiomycetes; Serinales; Debaryomycetaceae. The transcript has a single exon.